This is a messenger RNA of Balaenoptera ricei (Rice's whale), 3008 nucleotides long. RefSeq names its product synaptotagmin 17 (gene SYT17). The record is from RefSeq and is a predicted model, not a curated record. Lineage: Eukaryota; Metazoa; Chordata; Mammalia; Artiodactyla; Balaenopteridae. The coding region runs from base 398 to 1810 and encodes 470 amino acids. Gene Ontology annotation, cellular component: membrane. Gene Ontology annotation, molecular function: phosphatidylserine binding; calcium ion binding; syntaxin binding. The transcript is spliced from 8 exons. Gene Ontology annotation, biological process: regulation of dopamine secretion; calcium-ion regulated exocytosis; regulation of calcium ion-dependent exocytosis.
GAGGACCAGACUCUGGCUUUCUUUUCUUUGGCGCCCUCUAUCUGUGGGUGGUCAUAGGAAGCUCCCCACCAUUGGAGCAGAAUUGGAAGGUAGGGCCUCGGGGAGGGCGGGGGAGCCAAGUCACAUCCACGCUGUGCCUGCCUGCAUGUUAGCUAAUCAUGUCCUUUUGGGUUGGCUUCAUGGCUAUUUCUGUAUAGGAAGGUUUGCUCCUCUCCUGAAGUGUGGCUGCGUUGGAUAGCAUGACUAUCUAUCCACCCUCUCUGAUUCAUAACAGCAUACGGUGCAAAUCAAAUCGAAAUGCUAAAGUUUCCCAUUUAUUCGGUGUUGGUUAGCCAGGAGGCUACCAGCAACCCUGAAGGUAGCAACACCUUGUUAGGAGGUCAGCUCCCUUCCCAGGAUGUUGGAACCUUUAAACGAGGGUUUUCUUUCUAGAAUCUCCGAUCUGCUGCUCUGCAGAUGGACUUGCCGGCACUGCUGUCAGAAGUGCUAUGAAUCCAGCUGUUGCCAGUCGAGUGAGGAUGAAGUUGAAAUUCUGGGACCUUUCCCUGCCCAGACUCCUCCCUGGCUGUUGGCCAGCCGGAGCAGUGACAAGGACGGGGACUCUGUCCACACAGCCAGUGAAGUCCCGCUGACCCCACGGACCAACUCCCCAGAUCGGAGAUGCUCGUCCUCAGACACAUCUAAGUCUACGUACAGCCUGACCCGGCGGAUUUCAAGUCUAGAUUCCAGACGACCCAGCUCCCCACUCAUCGAUAUUAAACCCAUCGAGUUUGGCGUUCUCAGCGCCAAGAAGGAGCCCAUCCAGCCCUCGGUGCUCAGACGGACCUAUACCCCGGAUGACUAUUUCAGAAAGUUCGAGCCCCGCCUGUACUCCCUCGGCUCCAACAGCGACGACGUGGACUUUCUGACGGACGCAGAGAUCCUGUCCAAGUACCAGCUGGGCAUGCUGCACUUCAGCACCCAGUACGACCUGCUGCACAACCACCUGACGGUGCGCGUGAUCGAGGCCAGGGACCUGCCACCUCCCAUCUCCCACGACGGCGCGCGCCAGGACAUGGCGCACUCCAACCCCUACGUCAAGAUCUGCCUCCUGCCGGACCAGAAGAACUCCAAGCAGACGGGGGUCAAACGCAAGACCCAGAAGCCCGUGUUCGAGGAGCGCUACACCUUCGAGAUCCCGUUCCUGGAGGCGCAGAGGAGGACCCUGCUUCUGACUGUGCUGGACUUUGAUAAGUUCUCACGCCACUGUGUCAUCGGCAAGGUGGCCAUGCCUUUGUGCGAGGUCGACUUGGUGAAGGGCGGACACUGGUGGAAGGCGCUGAUUCCCAGUUCUCAGAAUGAGGUAGAACUGGGGGAGCUGCUUCUGUCACUGAAUUAUCUCCCGAGUGCUGGGAGACUGAACGUUGAUGUCAUUCGAGCCAAGCAACUUCUUCAGACAGAUGUGAGCCAAGGUUCAGAUCCCUUUGUGAAAAUCCAGCUGGUACAUGGACUCAAGCUUGUGAAAACAAAGAAGACAUCCUUCUUAAGAGGCACAAUUGAUCCUUUCUACAAUGAAUCCUUCAGCUUCAAAGUUCCUCAAGAAGAACUGGAAAAUGCUAGCCUAGUGUUUACAGUGUUCGGCCACAACAUGAAGAGCAGCAACGACUUCAUCGGGAGGAUCGUCAUCGGCCAGUACUCUUCGGGCCCCUCAGAAUCCAACCACUGGCGGCGGAUGCUCAGUGCCCACCGCACGGCCGCGGAGCAGUGGCACAGCCUGCGGUCCCGGGCCGAGUGUGACCGUGUGUCCCCUGCGUCGCUGGAGGUGACCUGAGUGCUGCGGGGAAGGCAGCUUUCAUCUGUGAAAAAAGGAAGAAAACUUAGGACAAAAAAUAUGCCAUAUAUGUAUACUAUUACAUCCACACCUGCACACGCACCCAUCACCACACACACACACACACACACACACACACACACACACAACUCCUCUCAGAACUGAAAGGAAGCUGACCAUUGAUCACAAACUGGCCGCCCUCAAGGAGCGAGGCCUGAGAACUUUCCAGAAGUCCCGUCCGUAGGUCAUGAGCUGAGUGGGCUCUGCUCUGAGACUUAUGGGCAGUGCUUGCUCUUGUGGAUUCCCCUGCCCCAAAAUGCACUUUCAACCUCAGGCCAGAGAAAGGGCCUCCCCAAAGGUGCCAACCUCCAUGGAGACAAAAUUUUCCAAGAGUUUGGCCAGCGUUGGGAGGCCUGACCCCCAUGCCCAAAAUGCACACCCACUGGGUGACUUCUGAAUGGGCUGCCGUUCCUAGGGGGUUCUUCACACCUGGUACCUUUCCCCAAAAGUGUAAGUACUCUGUCUUCUCUUUAGUGGAUGUGAUAAAUAGAUUAGACUAUUUGGAGAAACCAAAUGGCAACAAAAAAUAUUCCAGUGUAAGAAGGCUCUCCUGGCUUAAUUGAACUCGUCCUUGUGUUAGCUUCUUUCUGGGGACUCCCUGUGCGUAUGUAUGUGGAUGUUCUGGUGUGUGUGCCCUCAGGUGAGCACGUGUGUGCGCCUGCGUGUCCCCUUAGUGAGCAAGGCGCUGGGCCGGGACCUCAGUCCUGAGUACUCCCUUCUCUCUGCCUCGCCCGUCAGUGAAGUUUCACCCAGCGUCCUCCCAUCUGUCAAGACCCCACCUUCAGUAAUAGCGUGAGUGUAAGUCAAGUAAAUAAAAUAUGAUAGAGCAGAAGUAACAUUUUUUGACCGAAUCAUGGCGAUUGUGACUCACAGAAGACCAGCAAAGGACAGUUGGAAUAAAAUGGCCACCACGGCUGCCGCAUCCCCCAUCCAAGACGAUACCCCUCCUUGUCACACCCUGAGGAUUGCCCUGUGUUUGUGUGUGAACCAAAGUCAUUUCUCUCGUGCUAAGAAAUUAGUGUAGUUAGAAUAGAUCUCUCUCUCUGUUGGAUGCUUCUGUAUCUUUUCCCACAGCAUAUUGUCUGGUAUAAUGGGGAGCUAUUUAUUGAAAUUAAAGAUUAUCUAUUUGUGCCAUGCA